AUGGAUAAUUUAAAAAAACCAAAUAAUUCAAAAAAGAAAAAAGAACAAUUAUCAAAAAAUAUCCUUGAAACUUUAGAAAAAAAAAAGGAAUGUGAGAAAAAAGCAUUGGACAUUGUGAUUGAGUUAAUCGAUGGUGGAUUGGAAGAAGCGGACUUGUUAAAUAAGCUGCAUUCAAUUAAUCCUUGCCACUAUGAAGAUGUAGUAGAAGAAAGAUUUAUAUUAAAACAAUGUGGAUAUUUUAUGUGUGAAAAGAAGUUGGAGUAUAUACCAAAUCAAAAGUACAAGAUAUCAUUAGCCCUCAAAAAGGUAUAUGAUAUCACAGAAAGGAAGAAAUUUUGCUCCAACAUAUGCUUUAAAAGUUCAAAAUAUUUACAAAAUCAAUUACUUACCACACCACUGUGGUUGCGCGAAAAAGAUACAGUACCAACAUUUAAAUUAUUAAAUGAUACCAAGACUGAUCUUGAAGAACAACUUAACAACUUUAGUUCUCUUAACAUUAAAAACUAA
This is a messenger RNA of Macrosiphum euphorbiae (potato aphid), 507 nucleotides long. The record is from the annotation of a GenBank genome assembly. Lineage: Eukaryota; Metazoa; Arthropoda; Insecta; Hemiptera; Aphididae.